AUGUGGGGAGGAGGGGGGAAUGGUGCCCACAAGGCGCUUGCGUUUAAGAUUGGUUCUGCCCAAAUAAAGAGGCUCGACGCAUUGGGCGAGCGGCGUGACACGAUACUCACAGAUGCCAGCAGACGAUGGGUUCAAAAGAAUUGUUUCCAAACGACCUCGUGGCUGCACUCGCAGAAAGCGAAAGCACAUCCCGAGUUGAUGCUGUAUGACUAUAUCCCCGUCACAGAGGAAGAACACUUCCAAUUCGUCAACGAAAUGGUCCCCAACAUCACCGUUACUUGCGACAGUGUAACCACCCUUCCUUUGGAGAGGGACGAUGGAUUUUUCCAGCCCCUCCGAAGGUGGAUUUCUACGCCAAAGAUUCGCGAUGGCGUUCAAUACCACAGGUUGGACAUUUUCUGCCUAUUCCCUCGCAGGACCGAGGUGUCUACUCUGUUGCACGCCCGACCAUCAUCACUAGCGGUAGACUCAGCACGCGACACGGCUAUAGAGGGACUGAAAUUGACGGUUCGCCUUCUCACGGAAGUUCUGGAAGGACUCCCAGUCCCUGUGAAAGGGGUUUUCGCCGGGCUGAGAUUUAUUAUUGACACGGUGGAGAAGUGUGAUUCCAACUUUGGUGAACUAGCAGCACUCCAGCGCCAUUGCGAACAGCUGCAUGAAAGUAUCCAGUUUGCAUUGACUGGAAUCGACAAGUCGGAAGCAGCGCGCCUACCCAAGCCUCUGGUUAAUGGCCUGACACGUUUAUUCGAAGAAAUAGAGAGUGGUCUAGAUCAGAUAUCGCUGAUUCGGAAUAUGGGCAAAGUCAAGAGGGCGCUGGGGGUUGCAGCUAUCACCCAAGCCUUGAAAGACUCCAAUCGUGCCAUUCAGGAUGCUUUGUCUAUCUUCCAGCUACGCCUUGGUAUAUCCCAAAGCAUCCUUCUCCAACGCAUGGAAUAUGAAGGCCGACAGACGCGGUUGAUUUCGCACAUGGCACCUGGCGCGGUGUACAAUGGACUGGACUCUCAUCAGACGGAAGAGCUUGCGGAAUGCGCCAAAGGCACCCGUGUCCACCUCCUGAGCGACCUUUUGAAGCUGUCGCAAAAUUGGUCGGGCACCUCGUGCAAGCUGGCAUGCUUGACGGGUGCAGCUGGUGGGGGGAAGACUGCGCUCAUGCGCACCGCAGCCAAGCAAGCCCACGAGCAUGGGCUUCUCGCAGCUAGUUUCUUCUUUUGGGACAGUUCGCCUGAUCGAAACAACUACAACAAACUCGUGGCAACCCUGGCCUAUGGCCUCAUCGCGAACAUCCCAGCGCUCCGCCCGUUCAUCCUGGAUGCAUUUGCGAGGGACCCGACCGUCGUUUCGCUGCAGGAGGCGAUCCGACGCAACGUUCCGACCGACGACUGGGGUCGUCUCAUCAGCAUCGACGGCCUCGACGAGUGCAAGCGCGAAGACCAGAACAAGCAACGGGAGAUUCUGAAGACCAUCGACAAGGUCUUCUUCGCUCGUGGGGUGAAGUUUCCCUUCCUCAUCGCUCUUUCCAGUCGCCCAGAGGCCCCAGUCCGCGAGGCAUUGGAGUCCCUCUUCACCGGCCAUCUAAUUCACAUCGACCUGAACGACGAGAAGUACCAAGCAUCAGCCGACAUUCUUGAAUACUUCAGACAGGAAUUUGAGAAGAUACGCACGCUUCACAAAUUACCAAACGCCGAUUGGCCUUGCUCGACGGAACUCCAAUCCCUCGUCGCCAACGCAUCCGGCCAGUUCAUCUACGCUGCGACCGUCAUCAAGUUCAUAGCUAAAGGGCGGAUGAGGCUCGACGAACGGUUGAAGAUGGUGCUUCUCCUUGGCAAUGACUCAACGAUCGCGCAGAACCCUUUACAGCUCCUCGACCAGCUCUACAAGAAGAUCCUUCAGCUCGCCCAGAACAAGUACGCUGAGACUGCUAACGAGGUCGUCGACCACCUCGCUGUUGUCAAGAUGGUUCGUUAUAUCGCUCUGGCGAAGAAGGAACGGUUAUUGUCGGAUGAUAGGAAGGUGGAGGAGUGGAGGGUGGAGGAUCAAGAACUGGCGGUGACGAAACUUGAAUGGCCCACUCAACAGGCGGCGUUCAAGAAGUUCCUCGAUGUCAAGGAAGAGACCCUACACGCGACGUUCUACGACAUCCACUCGCUUGUCGAUACCAAGACCUGGGCGUUUUACCACCGCACCCUGACUGAUUUUCUGUCGGAUAAGAACCGGUGCGAAGAACAUUUCGUGUCCCCGGAGUCGAUACGCCGAAGCUUGGUUCUAUGCGCUUUACGCGUUCUUCGGGAUCCUCCCAGUCAGCUAUCUGGAGACGGCGACUUUAAAGUACGGGAAUAUACUCUGGUCAUCGGGAAGACCAUUAUCAAGGACGCAAUCCAUACUCUUCCUGUAGACUCUGAUGUUAUCGACGCGAUGGGAAGGUUGCUUGGGGUGCUGGAACGACACAGAUGCGACAACUGUCAUCACACGGGCAGUAGAGAAAAGCACGUGGGAAUUAUCCAGGAAUUCCAGAAGGCGUUGAAAGAGGCGGAGGUUGGCAAGGUUUUGCCCAGUGGCGUAGUUGGAAUGUGGACUACAGGGAUUGAUGAUAUUGUCGGACAUGUGGGAGCACAGGGGUCUGCGGUACUCGCUGGCGGCUCGUGGAACUAG
Coprinopsis cinerea okayama7#130 is the source of this 2649-nucleotide messenger RNA. RefSeq lists its product as hypothetical. Bases 1 to 2649 code for a protein of 882 amino acids. The transcript has 11 exons. The record is from RefSeq and is a predicted model, not a curated record. Lineage: Eukaryota; Fungi; Basidiomycota; Agaricomycetes; Agaricales; Psathyrellaceae.